AUGUUCUCAUUAGUCCUUCCAGGCCGUCUACCGCUAUCAACACCGCAACAAGUCGACGAAACGCACUGCAUCUUCCCACUCGAAGAUGCCUCAUCAAUCCAACACGUAGUUGUAUUCAUGACCGGAGUUCAACCUUUUCCUCCUGGCUACUCUGCUACCGUCCAUCUCCUCUGGCCUUCCACCAUACCCUCUGAUCCCUCUGUCUCAGCUUCUCCCUCCGGCGACUGGAAACUUUUGGGUUGUCUGCGGAACACAAAACCAAGCGCAAUAUUCAAAGUUCGCUCACCAACCACCCCGACACCAGCAGGAGGUGCAGGACUGACUGCGACAUUGGGGAUAAGCAUCGAACCGGACCAGUUGGUGGAUGAGCAGAUGGCGAAGCUGCAGACUCCCUUGAGCACGAGCACAGGGGGUGUAGCAGCGAUGUCAGAAACAACAGCAGUAGACUUUGCAAGAAAGAUCGCAAAGAACUUAUUCUCCUACCUCUCAUCAUACGCACCUGACUCGGAGAGACAAACAAUGCCACUCCUUCAGAAAUGGUUGCAGAAUCUCGAGCGGAAACUUCUCUCUCAAGGACCAAGUUUUCUCGAUAAACCAACAGACUAA
Molecule: messenger RNA, 606 nt
Organism: Ustilago hordei
Lineage: Eukaryota; Fungi; Basidiomycota; Ustilaginomycetes; Ustilaginales; Ustilaginaceae
Exons: 1
Coding region: 1-606 (201 amino acids)
Biological process (GO): protein import into nucleus
Cellular component (GO): nucleus; cytosol
Molecular function (GO): nuclear import signal receptor activity
Source: RefSeq, a predicted model, not a curated record